Messenger RNA from Urocitellus parryii (Arctic ground squirrel), 522 nucleotides. RefSeq names its product protein tyrosine phosphatase type IVA 1-like. The record is from RefSeq and is a predicted model, not a curated record. Gene Ontology annotation, biological process: protein dephosphorylation. Lineage: Eukaryota; Metazoa; Chordata; Mammalia; Rodentia; Sciuridae.
AUGGCUCCAAUGAAUCGCCCAGCUCCUGUGGAAGUCACAUACAGGAACAUGAGAUUUCUUAUUACACACAACCCAACCAGUGCAACCUUAAACAGAUUUAUAGAGGAACUUAAGAAAUACGGAGUUACAACAAUAGUAAGAGUGUGUGAAGCAACUUAUGACACUGCUCUUAUGGAGAAAGAAGGCAUCCAGGUUCUAGAUUGGCCUUUUGAUGAUGGUUCCUCACCAUCCAACCAGAUUGUUGAUGACUGGUUAAGUCUUGUAAACAUUAAAUUUCGUGAAGAACCUGGUUGUUGUAUUGCCGUUCACUGUGUUGCAGGUCUUGGGCGAACUCCAGUGCUUGUUGCCUUAGCAUUAAUUGAAAGUGGAAUGAAAAAUGAAGAUGCAGUACAGUUUAUAAGACAAAAGCGGCGCGGAGCUUUUAACAGCAAGCAACUUUUAUAUUUGGAGAAAUAUCGUUCUAAAAUGCGGCUGCGCUUCAAAGACUCCAAUGGUCACAGAAACAACUGUUGCGUUCAAUAA